Molecule: messenger RNA, 801 nt
Organism: Microthlaspi erraticum
Lineage: Eukaryota; Viridiplantae; Streptophyta; Magnoliopsida; Brassicales; Brassicaceae
Source: the annotation of a GenBank genome assembly
AUGAGCUUUGGAAAGGUUCAGCAACCUUCUUACAAAUACUUGAAAGUGUGGGGGUGCUUAGCAAAAGUUCAAGUACCACCUCCUAAGAAGGUUUCGAUUGGGCCUAAAACAGUGGACUGUAUUUUCAUUGGAUAUGCGCACAACAGUAGUGCUUAUCGGUUUCUGGUGCACAAGUCAGAUAUACCAGAUAUCCAUGCAAAUACAAUUAUUGAAUCAAGGAAUGUGUCAUUCUUUGAGAAUAUCUUUCCAUGUAAAGAUAGACAGAAGCUGAAGCGAACUCAUGACGCAAUUGUGCCUGCAAAUGAGACUAGUACAUCUGGUACUUCAGUAAAUGAAGCAGAAGAAAAUGAGGUUGAACCUAGGCGUAGCAAGAGAGUUCGUAAGGAAAAAUCAUUUGGUGAUGAAUACUUAGUGGUAUUUCUCUGUGAGAAUGAGCCAAGGACAUAUUCUGAAGCCAUGUCUACACCAGAAGCAGACUUAUGGAAAGAAGCUGUAAACAGUGAAAUGGAUUCUAUUCUGCAGAACCAUACUUACAUAAUCACUGAUUUACCUCCAGGGUUUAAAGCACUAGGGUGUAGAUGGAUCUUCAAAACGAAGCUCAAAACUGAUGGAGCUAUUGAUAAGUACAAGGCAAGACUUGUGGUGCAAGGAUUCAGACAAGUUGAAGGUCUAGACUUCUUUGACACUUAUUCUCCAGUGACGAGAAUAACUUCAAUCAGAAUAUUGAUAGCUAUUGCAUCUUUGAGAGACCUGGAAAUCCAUCAGAUGGAUGUAAAACAGCUUUCCUUAAUGGUGAUUUAG